GAGGAGAAAAGUCUCACACGACGUCUUGUCUGCUGACAGAGAAUGGACGCCAAACGUCUACUGGAAUUAAUCCUUAUUUUAGUGCUUCACUUUCAAGGCAUCAGUGGAAGAGAAUUCUUUCUCUAUAAGAGACCUGGAGAAGAAGCCGUUCUGUCCUGUACCACUGAAUCAUCCUCCCCCCCAACAUGCUCCAUGGUUACAUGGCUUUACAACAGAGAUCGAGUUCAGACUCUCACUGAGGUCAGGAAUGGAAAUGUUGGACAGAGCUCAGCCCGAGCUGCCAGGCUGAGUGUGAACACUGACUGCUCUUUGGUCAUUAACAACAUCACUGCUGAGGAUGCUGGUCUAUACACCUGUCGGCAGGGGAGAGACACUAGUACAGAUGUAGAUACAUAUCUAAGUGUUAUGACAAUCUCUCCAUCUCCACCAGACGCUGAUCCAAAGAGGGACGGUCAAGUCACAUUAGAGUGCUCUCUGAUUAGAAUAAGAGACCGUCCUUGUCUAGAGAACAGCAUCCGCUGGGUGGAUGAGACAGGAGCUGAGCUGCUUGGUGAAGGUGAUGGGUACCGUGUCCUCCAACAGACGGACUGUGUCUCUCGUCUGAUUGUGAAGCGUCAGAGUGGCCCCAACAGGAAGUACACCUGCCAGGUUGUUGAGGAGAAGAAUGUAAAGAUAGAGGCUGACUACCCACCUGACUUCAACGAUCCUAAUCAGAUCUACAUCAUCAUCGGGGGUGUGGUCGGGGCGCUGGUAGUGCUGGUCGUCAUCGCCGCUGUUCUCAUCAUAUACAGGAAGAGAGCCAACGUGACAGAGGGUCAGUGA
Perca fluviatilis (European perch) is the source of this 822-nucleotide messenger RNA. RefSeq lists its product as uncharacterized. The record is from RefSeq and is a predicted model, not a curated record. Gene Ontology annotation, molecular function: protein tyrosine kinase binding; MHC class II protein binding. Gene Ontology annotation, cellular component: external side of plasma membrane; membrane raft. NCBI's taxonomy places the organism in Eukaryota, Metazoa, Chordata, Actinopteri, Perciformes, Percidae. Bases 43 to 822 code for a protein of 259 amino acids. Gene Ontology annotation, biological process: T cell activation; positive regulation of ERK1 and ERK2 cascade; interleukin-15-mediated signaling pathway. The transcript has 4 exons.